Hirsutella rhossiliensis is the source of this 5610-nucleotide messenger RNA. Its product is annotated as histidine kinase-, DNA gyrase b-, and HSP90-like ATPase domain-containing protein. The transcript has 5 exons. The record is from RefSeq and is a predicted model, not a curated record. NCBI's taxonomy places the organism in Eukaryota, Fungi, Ascomycota, Sordariomycetes, Hypocreales, Ophiocordycipitaceae. Gene Ontology annotation, molecular function: protein binding; phosphorelay sensor kinase activity. Bases 1 to 5610 code for a protein of 1869 amino acids. Gene Ontology annotation, biological process: phosphorelay signal transduction system; phosphorylation.
AUGGCCCAACGCCGUCCCAUCUACUCGUCCUCCUCGCCGCUCGAAUCCUCAGCCAGCUCGCCUCCGGCCCGUCAGCCUGCCCAAGCUGCCGACGACGACACCCUGCUCCGCACUGCCAAUGCCGACCAUGUCAGGGGCCCGACAGGCCCCGUCACGUCGCAGAAGCAGCUCAAUGACUACCGUGAGAAGCUGGCCCGAGACCUCGAAAUCCGAGAGCUCUCCGCCAGGGGCCUGCUCAUGAACCCCCCGGACAAGGCGCGCGUCUCGCCGAUCCCCGAAGAGGCCUUGUCGGGCUCGCCCGUGCUCACUGCCGCCCUCACGACCGCCUCGACCGAGUCCAACAACACGUCGAUUCCGCCCCAACCGCCCCCGGCCGGCAUCCGGAUGCCAUAUCCCACCGGCUUCGAAUUCCGCGGCAUACUUGACAAGGUCCUCUCCGAGAACUCGACUCCAGCUUCCAACUACACCUUCAACCCCUCGGCCGCGACUCCCCAUCAGGAUGCCGGCUUCGACUUCCCCAACCCAAACCUCUACGACUUGUCGCUCAUGCUCAGCGCCGAGCCGGGCCUGGACGCCUGGUGGAGCACCGUCGUCCACAUCAUGAAGGACGUGUACAAGGCUGAGCGCGUGACUCUUGCCGUCCCUGCAGACUCGACCGACCUCGAAAACGUACCCUGGGGCCAAAAGGCUACUUAUAGCGAGCAUGAUGGGAACGAACUCAGCAUGGGAUACAUGGCCCGGAGCAGCAGUGUCAUGCAGAGCAGCGAGCGUGGGGCUUCCGACGUUGCCUUCAACACAGACGACGUGGCCGAGCUGGGUACACCAGCUCGCCCCGGUCUUCCCAGCCGUCAUUCCUUCACCUCGUACGAGGACAACAAGCAGAAGUCGCUCGACAGAGCCCCCAGCGCGGCCCGACGUCCCACCCACCUGAUGCGAAGCAAGUCGCAUUUCCAAUCAGCCCGGCGCUCCGGCGAGGCCUCCCACGGCUACACAGAACUGAACAAGGACGCUCUCGACGAGCACGAUGCCGUCGAAGGACAACAAGCCAUCCCUAGCUGGGAGGCGCCCUUCAUGGCUCGAUUCGACGGCCAGGGACGGGUUUUGCCCGUUCUCCAGGCCUUGGACUACGAAGCCGACCCGCUCAUCGACCAUGCCGGCGUCAUGCGGGUGCUCCAACGAGGCCGACCGGUUGCACUGACCAGGAGCUACCCCUAUCUUGCGGCCAAUGCUAACCAGUCCACGGACCAGCCGAUCGAGCAGAAACCUGGGUCCAAGACUCCCUCCUCGGAUUUCGCGAAACGACCCAAGAGGCCGCGCGCAGAGUCCACCUCGAAGCUGUCGUCCAUAUUUCCAGGCACGACACGAAGCAAGUCCAACGCCAGCGACAAGGCAAAGUCGAUCGUCUCCCGCCUGGAUGACGACGAACCGAGACCUCCAACGCCCAAGUACGAGGAGUACGAGCAAGCGCCGCCGUCACCUUGGUCGCAAUCGCCCGCUCCGUCGCCAGCAGUCCGCGCCGAGCCCAAGGAGAAUCCCUUCUUCACCGAUGCCAUGGUCGACGAAGGCUCCUUUAAUCCCGAUUCAGGCCCGACCAGCUACUCCGGAAUGCCCCCGCCCGAGGCCAUUGGGGUCGAUAAUUCAUGGACCGUGCUGCACAUACCCCUGACACAUGACGAAGCAGGGGAAAAUCGCAAGGAAUCUAUAGAGGCUGAGCGACUCACGCCCGAGCUUCCGGGAAAGAACGAGACGGCUCCGAUUGCGAUCCUGUCCAUCCUGAGCCCAAUCAUACCCUACCCGUCCAAGCUCCGACGCUCUCUGGAGCACCUUGCGCCUCACAUGGCUACAUCCUUCUCACUAUGUCGACACUAUUCCAACCUGGAAACCGAACUGGCUGGUAUCCAGCGCAGAAGGCCACCGACUGCAGGAUUCGGCGCCGUCACACCCUACCCGCGGCACGGUGAUAACGGACCGUUUACGGUGCCGGCCGGCAUUGCCCAGCAAGCGUUCCUGGGCGGCAGCAUGACGAGCCCGAGCGACUACUCUGCAGUUUCGAAAAGUACCACCGGCUCUCCGCUGGGAACCCCUAGUUGGGAACAAGGAUCUCUCAACUACCUCGUUGACAAGCGCCAGCCAGCGGCCAGCCCGGCGGCCAUGUCCCAGAGCGGCGAGGGCUAUUUCAGCACUGACAAGAAGUCUUCCCUGUUGUCGGCCCCGAGGGCUGGGCAAGAUGCUUCGGGUCUGGAGGCAGUCGUCGACAGAAUAGUCUUCGAUAUCGACGAAGCGAACAUGCAACCGCGCCAAGAGGCGGCUUCCAAGGACGCUCAAGAGGCGGGCGCAGAUACGUCAGACGAAGCUGCUACGGCCAAAACAACGGAGAGGCAAAGCGAGCCCCUCAAGUUUGACGCCUCCCGCUCCCAUCACGGCCAUUCCGUCCUUCAUAGUUACGGAGCGGACUUCGCUUCGACAUUCCAAUCUCUUCCCCCAAGCUCCACUCUUAGCAGGCCGCCGCCGACCUCGUCCGCGCUGCCGCGCAGCACUUCCCUGACGACAUUGGGGGCGGAUAUGCCACCACCUUCUGACAGACUCAAGGGUCUCAUUCUGGAUUCCCUGCCGGCCCAUGUCUUUGUGUCUCUGCCCCAGACCGGUGAGACUGUAUGGGUCAACAGCCGGUUCCUGUCUUAUCGCGGGCAGACUGUCGCAGACCUCGCCGCAGACCCCUGGGGAAGCAUCCACUCAGACGACCGUGACGGCUAUCUCAAGGCCUGGGGGCACUCGCUACGAACCGGCGAGCAGUUUUCCAGAACCGUGCGCAUCAAGCGCUUCGACGGUGCAUACCGCUGGUUCUACGCCAGAGCCGUGGCGUCAAAGGACAAGAGAGGCGUCAUCAUGCAGUUUCUGGGCUCGUACAUGGACAUUCACGAUCAACACAUUGCCGAGCUCCGGGCAGCCAGGCAGGAGGAGGUCGAGGCAUCGGAGGCCAAGCACCGACUACUGGCAAACUUGAUUCCACAGAUCAUCUUCACCGCCACCGAGGACGAGGGCAUAACUUUUGCCAAUGAGCAGUGGCUGUCGUACACGGGCCAAAGCUUCGAAGACUCGUUGAACCUGGGCUUCAUGGACCACGUACACCCGGACGACUUGGCAAGAUGCCGCAUCCCCAUCGACCAUCGCAGGACGUCGAAGCAGAAAAGCGAGUCGGGAUCGAACAAGGUCGAGGGAUCGGACUCUUCCGAAGCAACGUCGACGUCCGGCACCGUGCAGGGACAAAAGUCGCCGAUGACACAUGAAUCCAAAUCGCAGAGCGAUCGCUUGCAGCUGUCUAGGAGCAGCAGCUCGGGGACCGAGUCGACCCGUGACCUACCGUGUGCGGACUUGACAGAGCUAGCAAGGAAAGGCAUCUUCAAAGUGACCACGGACACCAGCGGCAGACUCUCCUACACGACCGAAGUCCGGCUGCGCUCCAAGACGGGAGAGUACCGUUGGCACCUCAUUCGCUGCGUGGAGAUCGAUACCAUCGACUUCGGCCGAGGCGCCAGUUCAUACUUUGGCUCGGCCACGGAUAUCAACGACCACAAGAUUCUGGAGACGAAGCUCAAGGAAGCAAUGGAGUCGAAGAGCCGAUUCCUGAGCAAUAUGUCCCAUGAAAUCAGAACGCCUCUCAUCGGCAUCUCGGGCAUGGUCAGUUUCCUCCAGGAUACGACGCUGGACGAAGAGCAACGCGAUUACACGAACACGAUCCAGACGAGCGCGAACAGCCUCAUCAUGAUCAUCAACGACAUUCUGGACCUGUCCAAGGUUGAUGCGGGGAUGAUGAAGCUCAAGUACGAAUGGUUCCACACCCGGUCCUUGAUCGAGGACGUCAAUGAGCUCGUCUCGACCAUGGCUAUCGCGAAACGGCUCGAGCUCAAUUAUCUCGUCGACGCCGAUGUGCCCGCCUGGGUCAAAGGCGACAAGGUCCGCAUCCGACAAGUGCUGCUCAACGUCAUUGGCAACGCCAUCAAAUUCACCACAGAGGGAGAAGUGUUUAGCCGAUGCCGAGUCUACGCCGACUCUGACUCGAAGCGGGACGAGACGGAAAUUCGACUUCAAUUCGCCAUCACCGACACCGGGCGGGGGUUCUCUAAGGAGGAGGCCGACUUGAUAUUCAAACCCUUUAGCCAAAUCGACGGCAGCAGCACUCGGCAGCACGGGGGCAGCGGAUUGGGUCUCGUGAUUUCAAGGCAGCUCGUCGAAUUACAUGGCGGCAAGAUGGAGGGUACGGCGGAACUCGGAAAGGGGUCCACAUUCACCUUUACAGCCUGUUUCGGCCUCCCAACGCCCGAGGACCAUCCAACGCUCGUCGUCAGUCCCGCGUCGACAAUCUCUGCUGGAUCCCGCCGCGACUCCGCCGACUGCGUCCCCCGGACCGGGAAACCGUUGCCAGCGCCAUUGAGCCACACCCGCCACGUCAAUGGCGUCAAGCAUCCGGACAGCGUCCACACCUCGCCCAGCGUGGCUUCCGCCGGCAGCUCGAUCCCAUCCAUGCACUCAGGCAGAUCCCACAACACGGACAGGUCGUCUGCCACGUCUGUGAAUGCGGGACUGGCCCGCUUCAGCGAGGCUGCCAAGGCCAGCGGGCAGGACCUUUCCCAAAUGAAGCUGGAAAUGCCCGCCGAGAGAGGCUCUCCACGGAGAACAGCGGUGUCGGACAACGAGGGCCGGCUAAAUCCUGACUUCCGCCCCCCCAUGUAUUCGAUCCUCAUAAUAUGCCCACAGUACCACAGCCGUGAGGCGACGACACAGCACAUCGAGAUGACGCUGCCCAAGGACGUUCCACAUCAGAUCACGGCCCUCGCCGCGGUCGAGGAGGCUCAGCAGUAUAUUGGAGGCGAGGACCCGAUCAAGUUUACGCACAUUGUCCUCAAUCUGGCCUCGGCCGAAGCCAUCAUCCAUGUCAUGGACCAAAUCACAAAGUCUCAGAAGAUGGAUAGGACCACGAUUGUCAUUCUCUCCGACUCGGUGCAGCGCCAGGUCGUCAUGAAGCAGGCAACGGACACCAAGUAUGAGCGCCUACUCACAGACAACCUGGUGACGUUCAUCUACAAACCUGUCAAGCCAUCACGCUUUGCGGUUAUUUUCGACCCGGAGAAAGUACGGGACCUGAGCACGGAUCGGAACCGGUCCACGGCGCAGCAGAUGGUCGAGAAUCAGAAGGCGAGCUACCAGGAGAUUGAGCGGCGCAUGGGGAACAAGGGAUACAAAGUGCUCCUGGUGGAAGACAACCCGGUCAAUCAAAAGGUGCUGGUCAAGUACCUGAAGAAGAUUGGCGUCGACGUGGACAUUGCGGUGGAUGGCGUCGAGUGCAUCGACCAGGUGCUCUCGAAGCCGCACAAGCACUACUCUCUCAUCUUGUGUGACCUUCACAUGCCGCGCAAGGACGGCUAUCAAGCGUGCCGUGAGAUACGGCAAUGGGAAGCAGCCAGAAGCUUCCCCAAGAUGCCCAUCAUCGCGCUGUCGGCCAACGUCAUGUCGGAUGUGCAGGACAAGUGCAUCGACGCGGGGUUCAGCGACUAUGUGACGAAACCGGUGGACUUUAUAGACCUCAGCAGGGCCAUGGCCAAGUUUUUCUGA